UAAGGAGUCUGCUAAUGUUCCGCGAUCCAUAUUUGGUCUGAAUUCAUUUCACCAAUUGCCAUGCCACUACGUAAGACAGAAGCUGGCCCGUGGGGAGAACACCAGUCUCUAAAAAGAAACCUGCCCGGUUAGGAGCAAUGUGUACGCACAUGGCUGGGAGAAGGUUUGAUGAGUACGCGAGUAUAGAGGGUCCAUGUCCACGUCAGGAUUGAUACUACGGCGGAGAACACCCGGGGCGGAAAAGUUUUGCUUCGCAUACAGUCGAUUCACGCUUGGCUGGCGCAAAGAUGGUGAUGAUCGCUCCUUCAUUCAACGCUGUCAACAACGCUCUCUCUGCGACACAAGUUGCAGAGGUAGGGACUCGUCACAGACUCGUCACAGAGCGAAGGUGCAUUGGUCGCACGCAGUCCAUUUGAGUGGCAUAACGCACGUACUUGCAAGGCUGGUGCCUACUUCCAAGCAAAAUCGGCUCAAACUCCUCAAACUCAGGUGGCGCACAAGGAUACGCUUACUCCCUCUUGCCCUUCAGGUCUUUUCGUCGAAAGCAGCGUCGCACACCGGAGCAGACAGCGCUGUGUUGCAGAUUCUGACAUUGGAGUGAUAGGCUGGACGAGAGCUUUCUAAUCCUGUUAACCUUUGCUCUACCACUCUAUCGCGCCACUCAAAUCGAGGCCUCGAAGUUGCAGAAGGCACCUUAUUCUGAAGCUUCGACUGGAGAGUAACGGCCUGCUCGAGACAUCUGCCUGACAUCUUAUCCUUUGCUCUACAG
Pseudocercospora fijiensis CIRAD86 is the source of this 769-nucleotide messenger RNA. RefSeq lists its product as uncharacterized. The record is from RefSeq and is a predicted model, not a curated record. Lineage: Eukaryota; Fungi; Ascomycota; Dothideomycetes; Mycosphaerellales; Mycosphaerellaceae. The transcript has a single exon. The coding region runs from base 194 to 601 and encodes 135 amino acids.